Molecule: messenger RNA, 731 nt
Organism: Rubroshorea leprosula
Lineage: Eukaryota; Viridiplantae; Streptophyta; Magnoliopsida; Malvales; Dipterocarpaceae
Source: the annotation of a GenBank genome assembly
UCACCACCAAAACUCAUCCCAUCAUAUUUCAAUAUCUUUCUCCGUUCUCAUCAUCAACCAAAUUCCUUAAUCGAUUUAUUUUGGGGUUUUGCAAAAUGGGGUUACAGAAAACAAAAAUUCUCUUCAAGUUUCUGAUUGUUUUAGCAAUUCUAAUUUCAUCCUCGGGACAAUUUGGUGCAGCCAUGAGGCCUUUGCAUGGGAAUAAUUACCAGCUGCUAACGAAAUAUGUUCCCAAUUGGGAGUCUUUGUCAAGCAAGACGCAGGAGAGCAAUGGUGGUUCGCCUUGCGGGUACACCGGUGGUGCCAGCGGUCCGUGCAAGAUGAAUAAUGGGAUGGACUUCGCCGGUCGUGUCCGCCGCCGCUCUCCGCCACCCCCCUUCCCAUCUGUUAGCAAGGCUGCCAUCGAUAAUAUAGCUGCUGCUUUCAUGAAGAAAUAAGAAAUUAAUCACACUGGAUUUUGCAUGGCAAUAUAUGGCAUGCAUGGAGUUGGGUUUUCGUAGUUAAGUUAUACCUGUAAUAAAAAACAAAAACCCUCUCAAUCUUUCUUCUUUUUUUUUUUCAGUAUUUUUCCAUUAAUUUUAUUUUCUUGUAAAACAACCAUGGUUUGGUUGUUGAAAAAUUAUAUAUUAAAUAAAAUAUCAAAGUGUUAAGAGUCUAAUGUAUGAAUCAUAAUAUGUGUUUGAUUUACUAGUUCUGUAAUCAUCAUAGAUUAAUAAAUAAUAAUUUUAUUA